Molecule: messenger RNA, 1531 nt
Organism: Amoebophrya sp. A120
Lineage: Eukaryota; Dinophyceae; Syndiniales; Amoebophryaceae
Source: the annotation of a GenBank genome assembly
AUGCAGGAUAGCAAGGACACUAUUGGGCGGUCGAAUGUGUACGACAACGCACCGGUCAUGGACCAAGCCAGAGAAGAUGAUCGACAAGCGAGGAGUGCCGAGGAACAGGAAGACUCCUUCGAAUUCUACAACGACGUGGAUGCCACGUUUCAGCACGUACGCAAAGGGAGCAGCUCCUCUUCUAGCUCCUUCGCACGACAAGAUACGGUCUCUUACCCCGCCAGCCAGUUUCUCGGGCGGAACAAGACGCAGUUUCACCCGGGACCCGACGCCCCGGUGUACGACCAACCCCACAUGUAUCAAAUGUAAAAAUGUCUGGGUCUGGACGAAUGCAACUUGUCAUGAUAAAUCUGAAGCAUGAAAAAAUCUGUGUUGCAUGAUUACCAAAAGUCGUCCAGUUUUGACCAAGUCGGGAGGGAUUUUCUCAUGCAGGAUAGGCUGGCAUGAGAGAGAUCGCACAGAAUCUGUCAUGCUGUGUCCUGCAUUCCAGACCUCAUGGGUCAUGGAAAAUCUGCAUGACAAGUUUACAAUUUUCCAGACCAAGACACUUUUGCAGUGCAUAGGUUGGGUUGUGGCACCACGCGGAGAUGGAGUUGAAGCCGGGGCAGGAGUCUAGCCAAUUCUCAUAGGAUUGCGCAUGACAGGUUCCGGAGCAUCAAACCCCACUACAAUCUGGCGAAAUUUGUAUUGCAGAAAGUGGAACGCUCUGCGAGUCUGUCAUGCUCAUCAUGCAAGACAAAUCUCAGAUUCUAUUGUAUCGGAUGUGAUUUCCGCGACCGAUGGGUUGUUUAUGGCCAUGAAGCAGUGUACCUCGAUUCAGCUACAGGUUUGCGUGGACCGGAAUGCAUUGUCGUAUUAUAUAUGAUGACGAUGGAACAAGACGAAAGAAGCCGGCUCGUUCCUGCGUCUGGCACAGCAACGCGCGGAACGACUAUCAAAUGGAAAAAUGUCUGGGUCUGGAAGAAUGCAACCUGUCACGCUAAAUCUGAAGCAUGCAAAAAUCUGUGUUGCAUGAGUGCCAAAAGCUGUCCACUUUCGACCAAGUUGGGAGGGAGUUUCUCAUGCAGGAUAGGCAUGAGAGAGACCUCACAGACUCUGUCAUCCUAGGUCCCGCAUUCCAGACCUCAAGGGUCAUGGAAAAUCUGCAUGACAAGUUUACACUCUUCCAGACCCAGACACUUUUACAAUCCAUAACGACAAAACGUACACCAUUUCCGAGCGGUUUGAGGUGGAUUCUGAUUCUUGGUGGCCAUCUGCGCGUGCGGGCAAGGGUAGUUCGGCCGAGCUUGAAGUUGUUGGAUCAUGAGAAACAUGUGAUAAUGAACGAACUCCUUGCGAAGAAAGCGAUUUGAUGUUUAGCUUAGCCCGCCUUCGUACAGAGAGAAAUGUCCUGUUCUUGAAGCGCUGUUUUUCAUCAUAAAAAUGAAAAUUAUGAACUCCCUAGUAAAUAAUCUGCAGCCGAAGGGAGAACGCGAAGAACACAACUUACAUGACAAAGUUUUUUACCUCUUGGUGGAGGUCACAAGAGCAU